AGGCGUACAGGCGCCUAGACGGCGAUGGACUUAUACAGAAGGCCACCGCUCAGCGAUCACUUAUCUCUCGCUGUUCCUUGCCCCAGUGUCACUGUCUCACCACCUCUUGGGUUACCAUUGUCAACGCCGCGGUCCCAUCCCCUUAUCGGGACGCGUUGCCACCCGCGGCCAUCGGGCUUGGACAUCCCGUUUCCCCACCACCUCCUAAACCCAUUGCCACUGGAUCAAUCUCACUCACCCUCCUCUCAUUCAUUAUCCCACUAACGCCCACCGUACACUUCGCCUCUCCACUCCAUCGCCCAUACCAUUGUCUACCCGGCGUCCAGCAAGCCUGAACGCCAUGCCAAUUCCUCCACGCCCAAUCCCUAACCCUCACGCUCAACAGCGUCGCCACCCGCGUCGUCCCGGCGUCAAUCUGGCUGGGGGCGGUCAGAGCCUGAUCAGUGAGGGUCGAGCCGACGUCUCCAUCCUGCCCCGCGGUGCAAGCGCGCCCAACACGCUCUCCGGCGUUUUUGUUCGCCCCCGCUCCUUCUCCCCUCUGCACUCUCCGAUCAGUACCUCCCCCCUCCGUCACUCCCCACUCUCCUCAUCACCCAUGCGCACCCCACCGCCGCCUUCCCCGCCGCGGCGCGAAGUGCCUCUCGCGCAGCUCAUGGACGGACGUGGUCGUGCCCCUCGAACAGGGGCCGCUGCAGCCCUGGGUUUUGACGUCGUGCCGCGCCCCACUGUCGUGCCAAUCGAGGAUGAGAAGGCUACGGAGCCUCAGCCAACGGAGCCCCGCUCCUCAUUGUGGGCUUGGCGCGAACGAUACCGCGCAGCUACACCUCCUGCAGCGCCUGUUGCUGCUGGAGCGUCGGGCUCGCUGUAUAACGAGAUUGCGCUCGGCCCCGCUCCGCAGACGCCCGCGCUGGACCCUCAUAUCACAGACGAUGAAGAUGACUGGGAGCACGUGGACGCCGAAGAGGACACAGUCUUCGGAGAGCUCGAGCUCGACACCGACAUAGAUCAGAACCACGUGCUACCUUCGGGACAGAAGGACACGAAGCUGAUCUCCGACGUAUCCAAGCUUCCGACUCCGGUCCCAAAGACGUAGCGCACAGUCCGAAGGCACGGGAGUGAGCACAAGCCCAGUCAACGCGAAGCCGGAACAGUCGAGGAAGUGUAAGAGGACAAUAGGCCCUGGAGUGGUGGAACGCAACCACUCACGACGACAAG
Molecule: messenger RNA, 1215 nt
Organism: Cutaneotrichosporon oleaginosum
Lineage: Eukaryota; Fungi; Basidiomycota; Tremellomycetes; Trichosporonales; Trichosporonaceae
Source: RefSeq, a predicted model, not a curated record